AUGAACAGGAUUUUGGCCCGUGGUCUCGUUGGUCAGCGUGCAGUCAGUAUUGCGGACGAGGAGGAAUGCGGUAUCGUAUUCGUUCGUGUGUUCGUGAUGGCGACUGCCGAGGACAGACGCUUGAAAUGUCAACUUGUUAUAAAACCAAGUGCUAUGGAUGGCUCCCUUCAGCACACAUGCUCUGAAAUGUGCGUCAAGUCAAUGAUUAAUGACAGCGUACCAACUGAGGGGACCCCUGUCGGGUUGUCGUUUAGUGCUUGCGAUGAUAAAACACACAGAUUUCAAAAGACCAGUGGAAUGGCUUAUGGGAAGGCAAUCAAGUACAGCCCUGGUGGAUUGUGCCUGCAGUCUGUCAGUGGUAAUAUUCCAGCGAAAGGAGACGUGGUAGCAUUAGGCAGGAAAUGUGUCGAGGGAUCUGACGCUUUUAAACGAGUUUACACAUUUCCAAAUCCAGACUGCAGUUAUGGUUUACAGACCGGUUUACUGAGUGACUCUCAACUUUACAGCAGCUCUGCAUUAGGCGAGAGUUAUACGGCAUCCUACGGAAGGCUUCGAAACAGAACAAGUGCUUGGUGUCCAAAUGGCGAUGAUGCCGACCCAUAUUUUCAAGUAGACUUGGGUUACACUGACGAAAUAAAAGGCGUGGCCAUUCAGGGUCAGGAGACUAAAUAUUGGCUCGUGCGUAAAUUUACUCUGAGUUUCAGCGUGGAUGGUACCACGUGGUUUAACUACACCGAAAACGGACUGGGAACUAAGGUAUUCAGUGGGUCCUCUCACCCAUUGCUUGUAAAGCCCAAUACAAUAGCACCCUCUGUGACAGCUCGAUCUGUACAAAUCAACCCAGUUCAGUGGUACGGUAAGCCCUGUCUUAGAGUGGAGCUGUACAGAUGUUCACUUCGAAAUG
Stylophora pistillata is the source of this 904-nucleotide messenger RNA. RefSeq lists its product as uncharacterized. The record is from RefSeq and is a predicted model, not a curated record. NCBI's taxonomy places the organism in Eukaryota, Metazoa, Cnidaria, Anthozoa, Scleractinia, Pocilloporidae.